AUGACAUCCUUGUAUCCCGCUUGUCCGUCCGGCCAAAAGCUCGCAAGUGACUGGGAGGUGCAAGGGAGGCGUAAUAGAAAAGAGUCUCCUGGUCCCAGAGGAAAGCCUGGUACGGUAGCGCCAGGAAGGACGGGGUUGCAGGAGUCAUAUAGGCUACCGAAAAGGAAAAGGACUAUAAUGGCGAUCUGUACUUAUAACGCACGUAAGCUUGCAUCGGAAGUGGCCAUCGAAGAUCUGAUGAUGCAAGCCAAGAAGAUCAAGUACGACGAACAUGCGACAGUAGAGGUGUUGGUGGAGUUAGCGUCCUCGUCAACACGAUUAUGGCAAAGAACAUCGACUCUUUCGAACAACUUACGACUCGAAUCGUAUGAGAAGAUGUGGUCCAACAUCAGCUUUGACUAUGCUUACGCUCCAACAUCAAGCUACGAUGAAGAAGAAGUCGAAGCUUUCUAUAUGGACCUAGAGAAGUUCUACCGAGAAGAUCAUGCCUUCUACAAGAUCAUAAUUGGCGAUUUCAAUGCCAAGACCACAUCAUCGUCAAUCAAAUUUUCUGCCUGGCGGACGUCGCUGUUGUACCAAAGUUCUAUACGGGAUCGGACCAUUCUUUCCCGAGGAAGAUUUUCUUUCACAAGGAGAGCAGAGAAAGCCGCCAAGUUCAGAGGGAGAAAUCCCAGAACUAUCAUCAACUGGGAUCUCUUCGCUGCGUCAGCCGGCUUUUGGGAAGAUUCCGCAAUAGACAACAUCGACGAGGAAUAUGACCGGCUCGUUGAACACCUUCACAACUGCGCGAAGAAGGCUGAGAGUUCUAAAACCACCAAAAGACGCCUGUCUCUUGAAACUCUUGAGCUGAUACGCCAGCGUGGUGCAGUACGAGCUGCAGGGAACCAAGAACUCACAUCCGAGCCCGCAAGGCUUUGCAGAGAGGCGAUAAAGGAAGACCUUAAAGAGAGAAGAGCAGAACCGCUGGCUGAAGCUGAAGAGGCGGGGAAAAGCAUCCAUCGAGCCUUCGCCAGUCGCAAGACAAGGAUGACUGUUUUCCGGAACCCGAAGGGAACAACCAUUGCAUUGCACAAGGGGGAUGGAGAAAAUCAUCUACGACUUCUACUCCGAUCUCUUCGACAGCCACUUGCCUCCUCACCAUCUUAA
Necator americanus (New World hookworm) is the source of this 1146-nucleotide messenger RNA. RefSeq lists its product as uncharacterized. The record is from RefSeq and is a predicted model, not a curated record. The transcript has 4 exons. Lineage: Eukaryota; Metazoa; Nematoda; Chromadorea; Rhabditida; Ancylostomatidae. The coding region runs from base 1 to 1146 and encodes 381 amino acids.